Molecule: messenger RNA, 950 nt
Organism: Benincasa hispida (wax gourd)
Lineage: Eukaryota; Viridiplantae; Streptophyta; Magnoliopsida; Cucurbitales; Cucurbitaceae
Source: RefSeq, a predicted model, not a curated record
CCCCCAAUGUUUUGUUCAUCGGAUUUCUUUAAUUUCUUUUAAGCCCUAAUUUUAGCCAUUUUGUGUUCUCUGGUUCUGAUUCUCUGUUCUUUCUUGUUGAUUUUUUUGGAUCUUGGAAUCAGAAAUCUCAGAAUUUGGAAGCCAUUGAUAAAUUGACCCACCAGAAUCAAGCUCUUGAAGGGGAGGUUGAAGCUAUGAAGCAACAUUAUAAUCAUCUGAAAGCUAUCAAUUCGGAAUUGAAGGCCAAGAAGCAAGAGAUGAUUGUGGGUGGUUCCAAUUACCAAUCAGAAAUUCCAGAAAUUGGGACCUCAACUUUGGUUGCCAUGGAAAUAGCUAAGUUAACUAUGGAAUCCUCAGCCUCAAAUCUGGAGAUUGAUCUUCAUCAAUGUGAACCGUCGAUCAAGAAUCAGACGGCUUCGAUGGAAGAACAGAGCAAUUUCGAAAUUCCAAAUGGGGGAAUUCCUUUAUAUGAUCAUUCAAUGGGGCCAAUGGGGAUUCCUGAUUUGAACUUCUCAUUUGAUGAACUUUCUGAGAGGUAUUACUCAAAAUACAUGGCUGCUAAAGCAAGACAGAAGAGGAUGCAGAUCUGUAAGAACAAGAACAAUAACAACAACAAUGGAGCUUCCAAUUUGCAUUCCUAGUUCAUCAACAAAUCUCCACAUUCUUCCUUUUUUUUUUUUUUUUUUUUAACCUUUGGAUUCAAUUCAUCAAUUUGAUGGGGAGGCCUCUUUCGAGUCUGGAAUUGGGAUUGUUUUUCAUUUUUCUUUCCUUUUUUUUUUUUUUUUUUUUUAAAGGUAGAUAGAUAAAGGUUUUGUUUUUCCUCUCUUUAGCGUAUAAAUAAUAAAAAUAAUAUUUUUUUUAGUUAUUUGAAAGAUGUUAUUUUGUUGUUGAGAAUGGUGACAAUAAUAUAUGGAAUUUCCUAUAUCAGUUUUUUUUUAAAAAAAACUGCU